Messenger RNA from Pecten maximus, 3797 nucleotides. Its product is annotated as receptor-type tyrosine-protein phosphatase alpha-like. Gene Ontology annotation, molecular function: protein tyrosine phosphatase activity. The record is from RefSeq and is a predicted model, not a curated record. NCBI's taxonomy places the organism in Eukaryota, Metazoa, Mollusca, Bivalvia, Pectinida, Pectinidae. Gene Ontology annotation, biological process: protein dephosphorylation. Bases 366 to 2438 code for a protein of 690 amino acids. The transcript is spliced from 22 exons.
CAGCGUGUGAUCAUGGAUUUUAUGGUGAUUUCUGCAACCAGACGUGCCCAGACAAUUGCAAAAAUAGAACCUGCAACAAACAAAACGGACAAUGUAUUGCGUGUGAUCAUGGAUUUUAUGGUAAUUUCUGCAACCAGACUUGCCCAGAAAAUUGCAAAAACAGAACCUGCAGCACACAAAACGGACAAUGUACUGCGUGUGAUCAUGGAUUUUAUGGUAAUUUCUGCAACCAGACUUGCCCAGAAAAUUGCAAAAACAGAACCUGCAGCACACAAAACGGACAAUGUACUGAAUGUGAUCCAGGAUUUCACGGCAGUGUCUGUAAUAAAGCGUGUCCUACUAACUGUAAAAACAACGUUUGCAGCAUGCAAGUCGGACAAUGCAUAGAAACGGAAGCAUUAACAAGCGAACCUGAUAGCCAAGUUGGAACAUUUGCCGGGGUUGGUGUAGGAGCAUUUAUUCUCAUAGCUGUUGUUAUAGUAGUGAGUGUCGUUGUUUUGAAAAGACGGAAGUCAAAACCUGCGAUAAAGACGAAUGCACACUUUAAUGACGAUUUAGAAACAACAUUGCCCCUGCCUCCUGAAAGACAAAAGCCCAAUAGCAAAGGCCACGCCUCAUCAGGGAGAUCGUUCCCUGUGGCGGAUGAUGGAAACAAUUACAUCAAUGUGCGUGACGUCAAGAGGGAAGAGGUGGUAUAUAGCAAUACAGAAAAUGCGGUCGGGGUCUCUAUUGACGAAAUCCGGGAGAUGAUUCCAAAAAAGAUGGAAAAUGAAGGAGAGGAAUUUGAGAAUGAAUUCAAGUUGUUACCAUGGGGAGCAGUUCAUCCGCAUCUGGAAGCUACCAAAUCUUCAAAUAAGGCAAAGAACAGAUUCAAAACAACAUUUCCAUAUGACCAUUCCCGUGUUGUACUCGAUAAAAUAGGGAAUGAUCCUGACUCUACCUACAUUAACGCCAAUUACAUUGAUAGUAUCGACGCCAACAACGUCUAUGUCGCAUGUCAAGGACCAAAGAAAAACACCGUAGAUGAUUUUUGGAGAAUGGUUUGGCAGCUAAACACUGGGAAAAUCGUCAUGGUAACACAUCUUGUCGAGGGUGGAAAUGUUAAAUGUCACCAAUACUGGCCUGACGAAGGAGACCCUCUAACAACGAAGCAUUUUAACAUCACACUUAAUCAAGAGAGGACGUAUGCAUUUUAUGUGUUACGGGAGAUAUCUCUGAGUCGAAAGAAGACAAAAGAAGAACGCCAGGUGCAUCAGUUUCAUUUCACAGCGUGGCCAGAUCAUGGCACUCCAAAUAACCUUGAACUGGUUCUAUUCCACCGCCGUGUGACGUCAUAUACGACACAUCUGUCUGGUCAGAUGAUUGUACACUGCAGUGCUGGACUGGGCAGGACUGGGACCUUCAUAGGACUUGAUGCACUUUUGAAGGAGGAAAGGAAGUUUGGUCGAGUGGAUAUUCCGCGGUACAUUAUGACGAUGAGGAAGGACCGAAUGAAUAUGGUUCAGACUUAUGAACAGUAUAUCGCCCUACACGAGUUACUUGUCGAGGCAGCAGAUCUGACGGAUACAUUGAUUUCCAGUACAGAAUUCCCUGACACUCUCAGCAACAUACUGCCUACAGGGAAACCAACAAACCAAACAAAAGUGCGAAAAGAAUUUGAACAACUACUGACGCUGAUUCCAAAUUAUGACUCUAGCAACUACAAAGCAGGAAUGAUGGCCGAAAACAGAGACAAAAACAGAACCAUGUCUAAUGUUGCUGUUGAAACGUUUCGAGCUUUUCUGCGGUCCCAAGCAAGCGGGAGGACUGACUAUAUCAACGCGGUCAUGUUACAGUCACACAGGUCGAAAUCCGGGUACCUGAUGACACAGUUCCCGUUGGCCGAUACGAUCGACGAUUUCUGGACGAUGGUGACGGACUACAACUGUGAGAAUAUCGUCGUUCUUGGUAAACCAACGGAGCACUGGCUUCGUGAUGACAGCGAGACAAAUAGUGACCGUGAGAUAUAUGUUAAGAAGCAGAAAGAUAUAGAGGUCAUUCCCGACGUGGAUAUUGUCGACUAUUUGGUUAAAAGAAAGAUAUCCAGUGGUGACAGUGUAAGGAUCUUUACAAUAAAGCAGUGGUCACCGGACGCUUUGCUGCCCCCCUCCGACUUGUCACUCCUACAACUCUUGGAGCAGCUUGACAGUCGACGGCGGUCAGAUAUCAACAAACCUGUGGUCGUCAUGUGUCAGAAUGGGUGUACACAGAGUGGUUUAUUCUGUUGUGUAUCAAAUGCUCGAGAGCAAAUUAAAAUGGACGAGGAAGUGGACAUAUUCCAAACUUCAAGGCAGAUACAGAUCCGCCGGCCACAGGCUCUUCGGAACAUUGAACAGUACCAGUAUUGCUACAAAUUCAUCGGACAAUAUCUGGAAUCAACCAACGUAUACAUCAACUAAUCAUAUAACGAUUAGAAAAUGUGACCAAUCUAAACCUGGUUUGGAAACACAAACGUCUACAUCUUUCGUAUUAAGUCAUCUGACAUUUUUUUCUGGAUUCAAAAGUCUUAUCUACAAUGUAUGUUACCAUGUGUGUAUCCUUACAUUCAGAAAAGUAAUCCUAAGAAAACAAGGAGAGAAAGGAUGAAUGGAUUUUUCUUGCAUCUGCCCCACAACAUCGGCGUUCCGUCUGUGUUAUUUUCGACACUAAAUUUAACUAUAGGUUGUACUAAAGAGUAAGUUUACAUGUAUCUUUUAACGCAGAAAGUCAUCAACAUAAUGUUCUGUAAAUUUUUCCUGAUUCAUCGUGUUCGCUGUAUUUUAUACAUAUGUUUUGAUGUGUAGAUAUGUCGAUGGUACCAAAGAUAAUUUCUAUAUCAUAUAUAAGAGAUUACUACUACAAUCACUUGUAUGAUUAUAAUAAUUAUUAUUAUAUUAUAAUUGAUGUGUUUAAAUUAAAAUGCUUCAGAUUGUAUUUUAUCAUUGAAAACGUUAAUGUACUAUAGGUGUUGGCAAUCGAUAUGAUUAUUUACAUUUAUCAACAAAAUAGGUAAAGAUUGUUUGUUUGUCAUAGCAUCUGAUGAAUCAAUAUAUCGGGUUAUUCUUACAAAGCAUGCUAAGUUUUGAGAUGGGUAUGAUUACAGUUAAACAGUUUUAAUGAAAAAAAUGAAAAGAACUAUUGGUAUGCUAACUUGAAUAAAUAUAUGAAGACCGUUUUCUUCUCUUGACAAAUAUGUCCUCAAAUGAAUUAGGUUUAUACAGAAUAACAGUUUAAAUAAAUUACUUAUUAAAAUAUAACUUACUUCCAUAUGACGUUAACAUAUUUUACUAACAUUAGUUAUGUGAUUCGUGUGGCUUAAAGCUGUUAUAUUAUACAGUGAGUGUAUGGGUGUUAGGGAAAUCGCCUCGAGAAAUAGUUAAUGUCUCUGAGGACAAUAAACGCUCUAUUUCCAGAAAUACCCAUACAAUAACUGUUUUAUUAUACCUACCUUUAAAUCAUUCCAUUUUUUGCAAGACUAUUAAUAAAUGUCUGUUUCAAUGAUCAAAUUUUAUUGUAAUUUAACAAUCAACAAAACAAUUAUUACUAGUUGUGUGUUGGCGCUGCCAGAAACAAUAUUCUCGAAUGCUUCUUCACCCAGAUUAUCUAAUCUUAAAUAGAUGAAGCAAUUUCUGAAAUGUUCCUGUAUCAUUCACUGGAACGAUUUUAGUGAACAAACUAUGUCUGCUUCAUCUUGGUUUUACGUUUUAAAAAGAGUUUUCGGACUUCAUCGUAAUACAAGGAAUGGCGUUAGAGACGAUUCAAACGGAGAUGACAAAUGC